CGCCCCCGCGUCCCGCCCGCGCUUGCAUAGCUGACUCAAAUUCCGGCCUACCGUCUGUCAAGAGUCUACAGCUCAUUGUUGAGUUUUCCAAACCGUAAUCUUGAGCAAAUAGACGGUAAAAUGUAUCAAGUUCUCACUUCAGACUUUGUCAAUGUUAUGAUAUCAACUUCUCUUGGCUCGGAUGUCUCCAGCCAGAGAAAAUUUCUUAAAAGCAUAACAGUUGGUGAUUUAAAGGCCAAAUUGGAGUUGAUCACAGGAGGAGGUGCAGGAACAAUGAAAAUUCAAGUCUAUGAAAAGGAUUCUGAAAAACUAGUGUGCAACCUCGACCAUGAUGAUGCUCUGCUAGGGUCUUUUCCAAUAGAUGACGGAAUGAGACUUCAUGUUGUAGAUAGUUUUGUGUUAAGGAGUAUACCAACAGAUGUUGAAAAGUUUGACCUUACUCCAGAGGAAUAUGCUAAAAAGACAGGAACUGUCAGGGAUUUUCUGGAAAGGAACAAAUUAGGGAAGUAUAAUGAAGAAGAACAAAAAAAGAUAGCAGAAGCUAAGAGAGCAGAGAAAGAAGCAGAGGAAAGAGCAGCAAAGGAAAUAAAUGUAGGAAAUCGUUGUGAAGUUAAAGUUGCCGGUGCUCCUGUGAGACGAGCCACUGUGAUGUUUGUUGGUGAAAUGGAGGGCAAAAACGGAUUGUGGGUUGGUGUCAAAUAUGAUGAGCCCCUUGGCAAAAAUGAUGGGAGUGUGGAUGGAAAGAAAUACUUUGAAUGUCCUCCUAAAUAUGGAGGGUUUACUAGAGUUGUCAAUGUAACUGUUGGAGAUUUCCCCGAAGAAGAAUUUGACUUGGAUGAAAUAUGAUAACAUUCCUUCAA
This is a messenger RNA of Frankliniella occidentalis (western flower thrips), 860 nucleotides long. RefSeq names its product tubulin-folding cofactor B (gene TBCB). The record is from RefSeq and is a predicted model, not a curated record. NCBI's taxonomy places the organism in Eukaryota, Metazoa, Arthropoda, Insecta, Thysanoptera, Thripidae. Gene Ontology annotation, molecular function: microtubule plus-end binding; alpha-tubulin binding. Gene Ontology annotation, biological process: post-chaperonin tubulin folding pathway; cytoplasmic microtubule organization; tubulin complex assembly. Gene Ontology annotation, cellular component: nucleus; cytoplasm; microtubule plus-end. The coding region runs from base 121 to 846 and encodes 241 amino acids. The transcript has 6 exons.